This is a messenger RNA of Rhizopus microsporus ATCC 52813, 1284 nucleotides long. RefSeq lists its product as uncharacterized. The transcript is spliced from 2 exons. The coding region runs from base 152 to 1156 and encodes 334 amino acids. Lineage: Eukaryota; Fungi; Mucoromycota; Mucoromycetes; Mucorales; Rhizopodaceae. The record is from RefSeq and is a predicted model, not a curated record.
AAGAAUGUUUUGCAUAGUCUUUAAUUUAAGAAACUAAGAAUCAAUAGGUAAAAUCUUAUCUGUAGAUUGCUUACAUUUACAGUACUUAGUAGCCUUUUUUGCUUGUUUGAAUAGUGUUGAUGAUUUGCUUCCAAAUCAGAACAACAAAACCAUGUUUGCAAAUACUGUCAAGUCUGGUGGAUUUUCAGUUGAUUUUGUAUUCAGCAAAAGAAAAACAAAAGAUAUCUCUUUAACAGCAAACAUUGAUUUAAAGCUUGAAGAUUUUGGCUUGGAAGAAGUAAAGCAAACUUACCAGCCCAUGUUUCUAGAUCCUGGGAGAAAAAGCAUGUUCACUGCUGCAAUUUGUUUAGAUACAACCAACCAUCAAAUAAGACGCUGCUCAACAGCAGAGUAUUAUCACAUUACCGGAUCGACAAAGUACAUUAAACAGCUAGAAAAGCUUAAGGUUCAAAAGGGCAUAAAAGAAAUUGAAAACAGUAUACCCUCUUCUAAAACAGCUGAAUGCGUUGCUUAUCUCCUCUAUAUUAAAUACAUUCUUACCCAUGCUGGUGUCUUAUUCGCAUUUUAUGAUUACAAAACAGCAAAGGAUCACUUUUACUUGUAUCAAGGCAAACAGAGAGCGGCAGAAGAAACGGUGAACAUGCUUGCACAUGGAGGUACCAAGUAUAAUAAGAGAAAGAAGAGACACAGGAAGAAAAAAAGAAGCAAGAAGCAAAAACUGAUGGCAAAUCCAAAAGAAAAAAAGAACCCAGUUGCCAAAAAUAGCCAAAACUGGAAGCCCGUAAAGUUCCAAAUGGAAAGAGAGAAAGUACCCCUUGUAGUCUUUGGUGCGAGAAUGUUUGGCAAAGACUCGAUAAAGCUGAAGGGAAACAGAUUGGCGUCACUGGUGUUUUUUUGGCGAGCGUUAAAAAGAAGAGAAGCAGCUAAAGAUCUCAUCGCAGUUAUAAUUGAUGAAUGCAAGACUUUCAAAGUGUGCAAUGCGUGUAAUAAUGAUCCCCUCACAAGUAUGUUCGGCUUGAAGAGUCGUAAUGUCCAGGUCUGCAAUUUCUGCAAGGCAUUAUGGCAACGAGGUAUCAACGCUUGCAAGGAUGCGCUGCCCAUUUCCCUUUCGGUUUGGGAUGGAAGAGGUCAACCUUUCAAGCAUAGCAGAAACUAAGUGUUUUUUAAUCGCCGUAAUGAACACGGUUUCCCUUUCGGGAUAAAAAUCAUUACUUGUAGCUAGCCAGUUAUAAAAUUGUACAUGUUCAACACAGGAGCAAUUUGAUGCAGGUUUUGUUCCCUCUG